Molecule: messenger RNA, 596 nt
Organism: Tarenaya hassleriana
Lineage: Eukaryota; Viridiplantae; Streptophyta; Magnoliopsida; Brassicales; Cleomaceae
Exons: 3
Coding region: 115-360 (81 amino acids)
Source: RefSeq, a predicted model, not a curated record
UCGAUGUUGCGUAAAUUAUUGCAGUUUCUGAAAUCGGAUUGAGAGAGAGAGAGUGCCUUCGAAUCUUUGGAUAGGCGAAAUCGGAAUCGGAGCGAUUGCUUGGUCAGAACGAUCAUGGAAUCUUCUUCCUGGGUUUACCCCACCGUAUUAUUCUUACGUCCGCUUUUGGCAAUCGCGUUCGUUCUCUGCUUCAUUGCCCUCUGGUGGUUUCUGGCAUGGAAGCUGGUAUUGGUCCAUGUUCCUUUGGUACAAGAGAUAUUUGGUUUGAAGAAGAAAACCAUUAAACCAAAACCGGAAACGCGUGGGAGAUAUAGCAGAUUUUACAACAGCAUCAGUUCUCAGAACCCUGUUCCUCAAUGAGGCUAAAGGUUACAAGCUUCACUUCAAGAUGAGCAAGAAGAGACCUACUGCUGCAAUGAAGGUGCAGAUAGGAUUCAACAUGGAGCAUGGAAAACAAAAGACCAAUCUUUUGUAAUGUUAUGACAGAUCAGUUGUAGGACAAACUAUAGAUUACGGCGAAUGUACAGUGUCCGCUGUCACUGUCCUAUGGGAUGUGCAUAGAAUUGGUUCAAUGACAAAUCUUGGUUUCACUUUCA